AUUCCUUUGUCUCGCAAGGCGGAGUCCCAGUUGGUUUACAAGCUCAACAAAAUCGAGUGUCUGGUAAAUAAGACGCGGGUGAAAAACGUGUCUUGCCAUGUGAAGGCGAUCAGUUGGAAUAUGGCAGUGGUGAACAUGGAUUGCUUUAUGAUUUUCCCUCUGCUUAACCCAGAUGUUCGGGUGCAGGUUUUUGUGAAGGACUACAGCAACCAGUAUAAGCCAUUCUUGGUUGAUGUGACCGUCAAAAUGUGCGACGUGAUCGAAAAAAGGAACUUUAUUCCCUAUGGUGUUAUUAUCUGGAAAUUAUUUAAGCGUUUCACGAAUGUUAACCAUUCCUGCCCCUUUUCAGGUCAACUAACUGCCCGAAAUGGGUAUCUGGAGUCCAGCCUUAUUCCGCCGUUCCCCCAUGGGACCUACCAAAUCAGCUUAAUAGUCGUGGAUUCGAACUCCACCACUAAGGAAUACGUGGGUACUAUGAAAUUCUACCUGCAAGCCAUGGAACUAAUAAAGAGCAAAAAGCUGCCCAGGACCUAA
This is a messenger RNA of Drosophila ficusphila, 534 nucleotides long. RefSeq lists its product as uncharacterized. The record is from RefSeq and is a predicted model, not a curated record. The annotation marks the transcript as partial. Lineage: Eukaryota; Metazoa; Arthropoda; Insecta; Diptera; Drosophilidae. The transcript is spliced from 3 exons.